UCCUGCGAUCAUACCAUCUAAUAAGAGAUGAGAUAGGAAAUUGUAUGUAUGCACGAAGUAAAUAGUUUUUCAUAAGUAAUGAACACUGACAUGCAUACAUGCAUCAUACAAUUGUUUUACAAUUAAAGAAGACUAAUUUUUCUGCGAAUGAAACUGUUGGAAAAUUUUAAACAAUUGUUAAAUUUUACUCAAAAUAUUCAUGCAAAUGUUUGAACCCCUAGCUUAACUUAUACUACUAACAUCAUUAUAUUAUUAAUUAAAAAUUUUUUUAAUCAAUAUGAAACAACUAUUACUCAUAUGAAAUUAAUGUGUCAAAGAAGAAUUUGAAACGUACUUUUUACAAAAAUUGUUAUUAAGUAAAAAGUAUUUUAAAAAAAAAAUGUUAUUCAAUCUUGUUAUAAUUAGUUGUAUUGUUUACGUGAUCAAUGCUCAAGGUUGUACAAUGGAUAAUGGGAGAGUUUUAUCCCCCGGUGAAGAAGUACGUCUAGCCAAUUUUCCAUGUGCAAUCUGUCGUUGUGAUCCGAAUACACGAGAAGUAGUCUGUGAAAGUGAAACUUGUCCAACUUUACAAUGUGGUGAAGAUGAAGGACAACUUCUUGAGCCUGGACAAUGUUGCCCAGAAUGUGUUGCAAAGAAUCGUGUGGAACCGGCAUUGCCUCAGGCUACACCACGUACGUACACUGACCAACCACAGACAACAAGAACACCAAGACCAACUGCUGAGCCAGCGUACACAUUACCACCUCCACCUCCACCAUUACCGGAUGGAACUCCAGGACUAAGAGGACCUAUCGGACCACCUGGACCUCCAGGACCACCUGGGGAUCCUGGUUUUGAUGGUGAAAAUGGAUUACCUGGUAUGCCUGGUCUCCCAGGUCCACCUCCUCAAGAUGUCGACGACUAUAUGCAACGUUCUAGAGCAAUGGUAAAAGGUCCAGUUGGUGAAAAUGUAACCAUGUACCAAGAUAUCAGAGUAACAAUGGGACCGCCGGGUGAACCAGGUGCACCAGGAUUCCCAGGAGUUAUAGGUGCACCUGGACCAAUAGGACAACCCGGGAUGAUGGGAGAUCCCGGUCCACCAGGAAACCCUGGAUCACGAGGACAUCCUGGGCCAGUUGGAAAUGACGGGAAAGCUGGACCAAUGGGUAGACCUGGGUUAAAAGGUGCACGAGGACCACGUGGUCUACCUGGAAUCAUGGGAGAAGCUGGACUUCCUGGAGCGAUGGGUCUUCGAGGAGAACGCGGAGAGCGUGGAGAAGAAGGUAUAAAGGGAAUGGCCGGCGAUUAUGGCCCGAAAGGACUUCCAGGGCCCGUUGGACCGAAAGGUUCAAUCGGCCUUCAAGGUCAGAGGGGAGAGCCAGGUCCUAGAGGAUUUAUGGGACUGCCAGGACCUAUAGGAGUUGAUGGAACAGAUGGUGUACCUGGAGCACCUGGUGAUCCCGGAGCACCGGGUCCUCAGGGAAGUUCUGGGUUACAGGGCCCAGAGGGGCCUAAAGGUCAGCCUGGUCUUCCUGGUCCGAAGGGGGAAGUUGGUUUCCCUGGAUUACGUGGAGACAGAGGGGCACCGGGACCAUCUGGAAAUCCUGGAAAACAGGGUGCUUAUGGACCUCCAGGAGCAAUCGGAAACAAAGGAGAGCCAGGAGAUCGAGGGCAUCCUGGUAAACCUGGAAUGAUGGGAAUCAGAGGAUUUUCUGGUGGCGAAGGAGAAAUAGGUCUUGUUGGCGCGAAAGGACCUGAAGGUUCAGUAGGGUUGCAAGGUGCUCAAGGUUUGCCAGGACCAGAAGGUAUCAAAGGUCGCCGCGGUGAGCGUGGUCCAUCAGGACCAGUAGGUGAACAAGGUAGUAGGGGUUUACGUGGUUCCGCCGGACAAUCGGGGGCCCCUGGACACGAAGGCAGUCGUGGUCUCCCUGGACUGCGUGGUCCUCCAGGUCCUGAAGGCCCGCCAGGUGCCACUGGACCAGCUGGAGCACCUGGUAUAACUGGUGCCGUUGGUGAGAAGGGAGCUCAAGGAGAUAUUGGCCCAAGUGGUCUCAGAGGCCCGACAGGCCCUAGAGGUUCCGUUGGAAAUCGUGGACAACCGGGACCAACUGGUGAACCCGGUCCCAAGGGUCCACUUGGAUCUAUUGGUCGGCCUGGCAUGCCUGGAGCGGCGGGUAUUCCUGGUCCACAUGGGCCUCAAGGGGGGCAAGGUUUACGUGGUCUGCCUGGUUCAGUGGGAAAAACUGGCGACCCGGGUGCGGUUGGAUCAAAAGGUCCCAGAGGCGACAGAGGUCCGCGAGGCGAACCUGGGCCCCCAGGUCCAUUUGGGCCAUCAGGCGAAAAGGGUCAACGUGGGCAAACUGGUAAGCGUGGUCCUAUGGGAGUAGAAGGCAGAGUUGGUCCUGAGGGUUCACCAGGAACACCUGGUAAACCAGGAGAUCCUGGGCCAGCUGGAGAACCAGGACAAAUUGGUCCACCCGGACCUCCAGGAGAACGUGGAGCUCCAGGGCAAAUGGGCCCACCAGGGCCACCUGGGAGAGCUGGGGACAAAGGAGCUUCUGGUCCAGUUGGACGUGAUGGCCCUAAAGGUGAGAGGGGUGAAAAAGGUGAAAUGGGAGACAGUGGGACAGUCGGUGUCCCAGGUCUUAUUGGUAAUACGGGAAUUCGUGGUGAAAGGGGAGAAAAGGGUGACAGAGGGCCUACUGGACCACGCGGGGAACCUGGACCAACAGGUGCUCCAGGACAAAGAGGAGCUGACGGCCCUAUGGGACAUCCUGGGCCCCAAGGACGACCUGGCAACAAGGGAAUACUAGGAAUUCGUGGUUACCAGGGAGACAAAGGCAUACCAGGAGAUCAAGGACCGCAAGGCAUUCCGGGUGAUGCAGGUAUGCCAGGACCACCUGGCCCGCCUGGGUCUGUUGGGAUGAAAGGUCUUAAAGGGGAGAUGGGUCCACGUGGACCUCGCGGUGAGGCUGGCAACAUGGGAAUAAAAGGAGUUCAAGGACCUCCUGGACCUAAAGGUCUCCCUGGAUUACCAGGUCAACAGGGUGAUAGGGGCCAACCAGGUGUACAAGGAGAUCAAGGAUCGGAAGGUUUGGUUGGAGAACCUGGACCCCAAGGACCACCAGGAGAAAACGGUCGACCAGGCCCCCCAGGACCUGCUGGACAAGCUGGACCUAAAGGUGAAGUUGGAGAUCCAGGGCUCGAAGGACCAGCAGGUUCAGACGGUAUGGCUGGACUUCCGGGUCCUGCAGGUGAUAAGGGAGAACGAGGAGAUCCUGGAUUACCGGGUACAGUAGGUCCGAUUGGACCAGAUGGUGAUCAAGGACCAAGUGGAGCACCGGGGAAAAUUGGACCACCUGGACCACCUGGUAAUGUUGGCAAGCCAGGGGAAAUGGGUCCACCAGGAAAUGCUGGUCUACCUGGAAGAACAGGUUUACCUGGUCCUCCUGGAAAAGAUGGUCAGGCAGGAAAACAAGGUCCUCGUGGUGAGGAAGGACCUCGAGGACCAGACGGAAAUCCAGGAAUGCAGGGUCCACCUGGAUCAUCAGGAGUUAAGGGUCCACCAGGCAGCAGGGGACCAAUCGGCCCAACUGGAAUCAGAGGACCUCCCGGGCUUAUCGGGCUACCGGGCCCACCAGGGAAACCAGGAAGUCAAGGAAGACCUGGCAAACCAGGUCCAGAUGGAUUUGAAGGAAAACGAGGCCCUCCAGGAGAAAUAGGAAUACCAGGUGUUCCUGGCAGCAAAGGACCAGUUGGAGAUGAAGGGGAACCGGGUUCAAGAGGUGCAGCCGGAAAUAUGGGUCUCACCGGACCACCUGGUGAUGGUGGGCCGCCUGGAUUACCAGGAAGUCCAGGUUCAAGAGGACCACAAGGACCUUUGGGUGAAGUUGGCCUCAAAGGCGAAACUGGUCUUCCAGGAGUUCCAGGACCCAUCGGGCAACCAGGACCAAUGGGACCACCAGGUAUUCAAGGUCCACCGGGUGAACCAGGACCUCCAGGGAAUGAUGGUCCUCCGGGAGCUCCUGGUUUACCUGGACCACCAGGAGAGUUUAAAACUGAUUAUACAUCAUUGUUUAGUCGUAGAAGAGAUUCAGAAGUUGGAUUAAUGCAAGCCGAUGAACCUCGUAAUCGAGGUAGGAGAAUACGUCGAUCUUAUGAUUGGAAUGAUGAAGAUUAUGAUCCAAGCAAAGAGACUGAUCCGAAUGAUGAGGAGGAAGAUAUUUUUGAAGCAUUACGUCAAGUUGGAAAACUUGUGAAUAGUUUGAAUAGUGGAAGUGGAACUCAAUUCAAUCCGGCACGAACAUGUCAUGAUUUAAAAAGAGAUCAUCCAGAGAAAAAAGACGGUAUCUAUUACGUUGAUCCAAAUGGUGGUCAUUGGAGAGAUGGUGUAAGUGUUUAUUGUCGUUUAAGUGGUCUAGAAACUUGUGUCAGUCCUGUUACAGAACAAAUGUCAUCAAUUUAUUUAUCACAAAUUAAACAAAAACGAUUAUGGUAUUCGGAAUUUUUAAUGAAAUCAGAAAAUGCUCAAAUUGAAUAUCAUAUGCCAAAAGAUCAAUUAGUAUUUCUUCAAAUGUCAAGUGAAGUAGCUAUACAACGAUUAAAAGUCAAUUGUCGUAAUAUACAAAAUAUUUUACAAAUUAUAUCUUUAUUAAGUGAUAAUAACAUGUUGAUUGAAUUCAAUGAAACUAUACCAUUAUUUUCUAUUGAAAUUGAAGAGAAUACAUGUACGCACAGACAAAGUGGAAGUCUCCUACUCACUGUACGUACAAAACAACCAACUUUAUUACCAAUUCGUGAUAUUCGAAUAACAACUGAUCAAUUGUAUGAUGCUGAAUUAUCCUUAGAAAUUGGUACAAUUUGUUAUGGUGGUAUGGAUCCGGAACAAUUUAAUAUCACUGAUACUGACAAUAACAAUAAUAAUAAUAAUAGUAAUAAUAUUAAUAAAGAAGAUCCAAAUUAUACUAAUUAUGAUAAUACUGGGCGUAAAUCUCAUCUUGAAGCAAAAAAAUCCACAUUCAAUGACAUGAAUAACAAUGUUAGACUUGUAUCUGAAUUGUUUUAAACUAAGACUGUUGUUGUGAACUAGCUACUUCUAAUGUUAUUAUUAUUAUUAUUAUUACUACUACUAACAAUAAUGAAAAGAUUUAUACUGAUUUAAACUAAACUAAUAAAAUAAUGCUUAUCAGGUAAAUAAAAUAUUAUCGAAUGUGCUUUAUCUUUGAGAAAGAAAAUUUGUAAAUUUAUGUCAAAAUAAAAAUGCAAUAUGAAUAAAUAAAUAAAUUUAAAAAAAAAAAUAAAGAAUGAA
Messenger RNA from Schistosoma turkestanicum, 5287 nucleotides. NCBI's taxonomy places the organism in Eukaryota, Metazoa, Platyhelminthes, Trematoda, Strigeidida, Schistosomatidae. The record is from the annotation of a GenBank genome assembly.